Cotesia congregata is the source of this 2895-nucleotide messenger RNA. The record is from the annotation of a GenBank genome assembly. Lineage: Eukaryota; Metazoa; Arthropoda; Insecta; Hymenoptera; Braconidae.
GAAAAUCGAAACUUGUCAUAUUUUAAUUUUGGAGCAAAAUAUUUUUUUUUAUUUUUAUAUUUUUAUUCUGUGCAAGUGUUUAGCUUUCAGUGUUUAAAAAUGGCUGUACCGUCUGCUUCGUUGUCAACGCGAAAUAAAAAACAUUUUCUCGGUGUACCAGCACCAUUAGGAUAUGUCGCUGGUGUUGGAAGAGGAGCUACUGGAUUUACUACACGAUCGGAUAUUGGACCUGCUCGUGAUGCCAAUGAUGUUUCAGAUGAUCGACACGCUCCUCCAACAAAACGAGCUAAAAAGAAAGAAGAAGAGGAAGAGGAUGAAGAGGAUCUCAAUGAUUCAAAUUAUGACGAGUUUUCUGGAUAUGGUGGAUCACUUUUCAGUAAAGAUCCAUAUGACAAAGAUGAUGAAGAAGCUGAUGCUAUAUAUGAAGCUAUCGACAAGCGGAUGGACGAGAAACGUAAAGAAUAUCGUGAAAAACGACUGAGAGAAGAGUUGGAACGUUACCGUCAAGAGCGUCCUAAAAUCCAGCAGCAGUUUUCAGAUUUAAAACGAGAAUUGAUAAAUGUCUCUGAGGAUGAAUGGAAAAAUGUACCAGAAGUUGGAGAUGCAAGAAAUAGGAAACAGAGAAAUCCAAGAGCUGAAAAGUUCACACCGUUGCCAGAUUCGGUAUUGGCGCGAAAUUUAGGUGGUGAGUCUGCGACUAGUAUUGAUCCAUCAAGUGGUUUGGCUUCGAUGAUGCCGGGUGUGGCGACGCCAGGAAUGUUAACACCUACCGGAGAUCUAGAUCUUCGGAAAAUUGGUCAAGCGAGAAAUACACUGAUGAAUGUUAAAUUGAAUCAAGUGUCAGAUUCAGUAGAAGGACAAACAGUGGUAGAUCCAAAGGGAUAUUUGACUGAUUUACAGAGCAUGAUUCCUAGUUACGGUGGAGACAUAAAUGAUAUCAAGAAAGCUAGACUUCUUCUUAAAUCUAUUCGUGAAACAAAUCCUAAUCAUCCACCCGCUUGGAUCGCGUCAGCUCGUCUCGAAGAAGUUACAGGUAAAGUUCAAGCAGCUCGUAAUUUAAUAAUGAAAGGCUGUGAAAUAAAUCCGACAUCCGAAGACUUGUGGCUGGAAGCAGCUCGUCUUCAACCACCAGACACAGCAAAGGCUGUAAUAGCGCAGUCGGUUAGACACAUUCCCACGUCUGUAAGGAUUUGGAUCAAAGCUGCGGAUCUUGAAACAGAAACCAAGGCCAAGAGGAAAGUUUACAGAAAAGCUUUAGAAAAUAUACCUAAUUCUGUGAGACUUUGGAAAGCUGCGGUGGAACUUGAAGAACCUGAAGAUGCACGUAUUUUACUGAGUCGAGCUGUCGAAUGUUGUCCGACUAGCGUAGAUCUUUGGCUGGCUCUGGCACGUCUUGAAACUUACGAAAAUGCCCGUAAAGUACUAAACAAAGCCAGAGAAAAUAUUCCAACUGAUAGACAGAUUUGGACGACAGCCGCUAAAUUAGAAGAAGCCAAUGGUCACAUUCAAAUGGUUGACAAAAUUAUUCAACGUGCUAUCGAGUCACUGAGAGCUAAUGGCGUGGAAAUAAAUCGCGAUCACUGGUUCAAAGAAGCUAUAGAAGCCGAAAAAUCUGGAGCAAUACACUGCUGUCAGGUUAUUAUUCAGUAUGUAAUUGAUUGCAACGUUGAAGAGGAAGACAGAAAGCAUACCUGGAUGGAGGAUGCUGAGAUGUGUGCUCAACAGGGUGCAUUGGCGUGUGCAAGAGCUGUUUAUUCUCACGCAAUUAGUCACUUCAAGUCUAAAAAAUCUAUUUGGCUGAGAGCUGCUCACUUUGAAAGAAAUUACGGUACAAGAGAGACACUGGAAGAUUUACUCCAACGAGCGGUUAAACAUUGCCCGCAAAAUGAAAUGCUGUGGUUGAUGGGUGCUAAGUCAAAAUGGAUGGCUAACGAUGUGGCAUCCGCAAGAGAGAUUCUGUCUUUAGCUUUCCAGGCCAAUCCUAAUUCCGAGCAAAUUUGGUUGGCUGCUGUUAAGCUUGAAUCAGAAAACGCCGAAUACGAGAGAGCGCGACAUAUUCUUGGAAAAGCUCGUGCUCAAUGUUCUACGCGUAAGGUUGUUAUGAAGAGCGCCAAGUUAGAAUGGUGUCUUAACAAUUUGGAUAAAGCGCUUCAGCUUUUAAACGAAGGUCUAAAAGAAUUUGAUGAUUUCCCCAAAUUAUGGUUGAUGAAAGGACAGAUUGAAGAGCAGCUUGGUCAGUUGGACAAAGCUCUGGAAACUUACAAUCUUGCUAUUAAGAAAUGUCCUCAGUCAGUUCCACUUUGGAGACUGUUGGCUGACUUGGAGCGUCGCAAGAAUCAUAUCACCAAGGCGAGAUCUGUUUUGGAGAAGGCACGUUUGAAAAAUCCAAAGAAUCCUGAGUUAUGGUUAGAGGCUGUUAGAAAUGAAAUGAAGUCCGGUGGUAUCAGAGAUAUGGCUUACACUUUGAUGGCUAAAGCUUUACAAGAAUGUCCUAAUUCUGGAUUAUUAUGGGCAGAAGCAGUCUUUAUGGAACCAAGACCUCAAAGGAAGACCAAGAGUGUGGAUGCUUUGAAGAAAUGUGAACAUGAUCCUCAUGUUCUUCUUGCAGUUUCAAAACUCUUCUGGAGUGAACACAAACUGACUAAAUGCCGAGAUUGGUUCAAUAGGACAGUAAAAAUUGAACCGAAGUUAGGAGAUGCAUGGGCAUAUUUUUACAAAUUUGAAAUGGCAAAUGGAACACCUGAGCAGCAAGAAGAUGUGAAGAAACGAGCUAUUGCUGCAGAACCAAGUCACGGAGAAAAUUGGUGUAAAGUCUCGAAAGAUAUCAAAAAUUGGUGUCUGAGUAUUGAGCAAAUUUUAGUAAUUGUUGCUAAAGAUUUACCAACACCUAUCUAA